AUGCCCCGGCGGCACCCCAGUUCCUGGGCCCAGCAGGUGGCGCCCGAGGGGCUCCCCGGCGGCGGCGAUCGCACAAGGAGAGACCCGCUGCUGCCCGCGCUGCUUCUGCCUGAGCUCCGAGCAGCGUCUCGCGCGGGGGCUUCGGGGAGCACGAGGGCUUCGGAGGGCGGCGCCGAGUGGUGGCAGGACCUGGGGUGUGAUUCCUCGCACUCAGAUCCCGCUGUGGGCGCCAGGCGCCGCCGGCUACACCUGCCUGUCCUGCCCACCGUGGCCCAGAGGGCGGCGCGCACCCGGACGGGGCUGAGGUCGCUGCUGCUGCCGCCCCUGCUCUUGGCCGGCGAGCCCCGGGAACCCGCGACCCGGCGCUCUGCGCCUGGACCGUGGGAGGACCCCCUCGGGGGCUCGGCCAGUGAGACCCCCGACUCCUUGGGCUCCCGGCUAAGGGGCGGGUUCCGGCAGUUCCUGCACCAGCUCCGGGCGGAGUAUGCCUGUGCUGAGCAGCCGCAGCCACUGACAUCCUCAGCAUCGCAACAUCAAAGGGGUGUGUCAGAGCAUUCCGGAAGGUCUCAGGGUGCCAGCUACUCCUUCCUCCCAGACCUGCGGGGCCAGCCCUCAUACUUCAAGAAUAGUCUUAAGAAGAUUUUGCUCCAUCAGAUACCUGCCCUGGGGCCCUUCAGCAGAGGUCAUUCACAAUUCUCCUCUGUCAAGAAGGCCAACCAGCCCCACGCUACACAGGCCCCCAAGCUCAAGGCCGUGCUCACCCACAACUCCUCGGGGGAAGGUUCUGGGCACCGCAGGCGGUGCUGCCCUUUCCGAGUGCGGUUCGCGGACGAGACGCUCCGGGACACAGCGCUGCGCUACUGGGAGCGCAGCUGUGCAGUCCGGCAGGGCAUCCCCGGGAACAGGCCAGCCGGCCGGUCAGCAGCAUCGGAGCGGGUGUUUGGCAGUGUCGGGCGAUGGCUGGAGAGUUUGCCCAAAGCCCUGUCCACCCUGGAGCCAAAGGACCACCUCUCUGAGGACACCUGCACGAACAGCCACCUGCCCUUCAUCCCCAGGGCCACUGCCCAGAGACAGCGGGGAGACCUCAAAACCUUCCUGGAGCAGAUGGAGAAAUCACCCUUUUCCUGGACCCAGAAGCUGGAGUCCUUCCUGCCCAGCUUGGUCUUGCACACGGUCCUGAAACGAGGCCGCCCGAAGGGGUACCAGCUCCUCCUGCCUUCCGCAUCACGCCGCACUCGGAGGUGAAUGGCUGCUGGGCCCAAGCCCAGGCAUGGCCAUGGGCGGGGGUGAGGAGAGGCCUUCCCUGACCCACAAAUAAACGCACAUCCCAGGUGGCUGGGACCUGCUGCCAGGUCUCCCCCUACAAGCCUGUC
Phacochoerus africanus (Common warthog) is the source of this 1373-nucleotide messenger RNA. It is a transcript of the gene C2H9orf50, whose product is annotated as chromosome 2 C9orf50 homolog. Bases 1 to 1245 code for a protein of 414 amino acids. Lineage: Eukaryota; Metazoa; Chordata; Mammalia; Artiodactyla; Suidae. The record is from RefSeq and is a predicted model, not a curated record. The transcript is spliced from 7 exons.